Molecule: messenger RNA, 1464 nt
Organism: Lachancea meyersii CBS 8951
Lineage: Eukaryota; Fungi; Ascomycota; Saccharomycetes; Saccharomycetales; Saccharomycetaceae
Source: the annotation of a GenBank genome assembly
AUGUCUAGCCCUGAUCCGAACUAUCCUCAGUUUCCCAAACUUUCAAUUGAUGAAAUCAAAGCCGAAUUAGUUCCUGAAGUGAGCCACUGGGCACUGACCAAUGGAUUAGUGAUGUACCCACCGACUUUUAACGUUUCCCAGAGUUCAGUGGCUCCAAUUACUCUGUAUCCAACACCUUUUCCUCGCAAAAGUUUCGAGCAGGCGGUUUCUGUACAGACUUUGUACAACAAAUUGUAUGCCAAAAUCUCCCAAGACAAAGAUGGCUGGCUCAGUAGUCGAAUCGAAGAGCUAGCUAAAUUCGAUGCAGAGUUCACGGGAAAACUUUGGGAGUUGCAUUUAGAGGCCAAGAAAAGAGGUCUCAGCCAAAAGUUAGCGCUUGGAUUGUUUAGAUCUGACUACCUCUUGGAUGCAGACAGCUUGAUGGCUAAACAAGUCGAGUUCAACACAGUGUCUGUGUCCUUUGGUGGACUCUCUACGAAAGUGGGACAAGUGCACCGAUUUUUGAAUGACACGGGGAAAUACUCGCAAAACAGUGGUGCUCCGUUUUACAGUGAAGAACUUCCAGUGUCAGAUUCUUCUAGUUUGUUGUCCAGGGGCUUGGCCGAUGCUGUCAAAAAAUUCGAGACCAGUGAGACACAUACGGUGGUGGCAUUUAUUAUUCAAAAGGGCGAAAGAAACGUAUUUGAUCAGCGUGUCUUGGAAUAUAAGCUUUUCCAGGAUUAUGGCAUCAAAUCGGUGCGUCUUACUAUCCAUGAUAUUAAUACCAAAACCACAAUGGAUCCAAACACCAAAAGACUAUUUUACAAUCCCACUGGUGAAGAAAUUUCUGUUGUUUAUUUCAGAGCUGGAUACUCUCCACAGGACUUCACAAACAGCCAGGACUGGGAAAAUAGAUUACUUCUAGAGACCAGCUACGCCAUAAAAGCUCCAAAUCUACUAACCCAGCUAGCUGGUGUCAAGAAGGUACAACAAAUUCUAACUGAGGAGUCCACCCUGAAGCGUUUUGUGCCCGAUGAGAAAGAGCGCGCGUCUUUGGUUGACUCUUUCGUGAAAAUUUACCCGAUGGACGACUCUGAAGUGGGUGAAAAGGCCAAAAAGAUGGCCAUGAAAUCGCCCGAGCGUUUCGUUUUAAAGCCACAGCGCGAGGGUGGUGGUAAUAACAUUUACAAAACAGACAUUCCACUAUUCUUGAAAACCAUUCCUGAACAUGAAUGGAGCGGAUUUAUCUUGAUGGAGCUCAUCAAACCGUUACCAACUACCGAGAACGUAGUUAUCAGAGGCGAGAAAAUCCUCCAAGAGCCUAUUCUGAGUGAGCUUGGCAUUUUCGGAUGCGUUCUAUUCGACGAGAACGAGAUUUACUCUAACGACUAUGCUGGGUGGCUUCUAAGAUCUAAGUCCAGUACUUCUGACGAAGGUGGAGUGGCUGCGGGCUUCGGCUGCGUCGACAGUGUUGUUUUGUAUUGA